UCGAGAACUGCAAAGCAAAUUAACAAGAACCUCCCCCGUAUUUUGGCAUUUGACUGAGGACAGCGUCUCUUUAUUAUACAAAGAUCAGAAGUGAGGAUGUGACCGUUUCAGGGGGAAGUCAUGAUGUUGAUUUAUGAUUAUGGUGAAGUGUGAACACUUUCAGCAUACAAAGAGCCAUGAGCAUGUCCACUGGAGGAGUAGUGCCAGCUCCGCUCUGCCAGGGCUUUCUGAAGAAACGGAAAGACAGAAUGAGGCUUCGGUGGGUGACUUACUGGUUCAGACUUUACAAUAGAACUCUCUUUUUCUACACUAAAAAACAUGGGAGUGCUUUAGACCUCAGGGGCCAGUAUUACAUAUAUGAGGUUCAGUCUGUGCGGGAGGUCAGCAGAUCUGAGAGCAAUCGCUAUCUAUUUGAGAUCACAAUGAAAAAUGGGAAGAAGAAAAUGCUGGCAGCAGAUACAGCUGAUAUCAGGCAGGAGUGGAUGGACCAGCUGUGGAAAGCCAUGCUGCUCAAUGGCCCUGACAGAUCUGGAUCUAUCACCAAUGGGGAGCUGGUGCCAGAUAACAACCCUGAAAUUCGGUCUAGCCGGUGUGAAGAAUCAAAUACUGAGACCAGCAGCACUUCAGUGGACAGCAGAUGUCUCUCCAUUGAUCAAGAGUCAUUCCAGUCCUUCGCUGAUGCUGAUGAGACACAAGACAAUUUGCACACAGACAAUGAAAUUGAGCAAAGUACUGAGGAGUUUUUACUGACAGACUAUGACUAUGAUGUUUUACCAUCUCGAAAAGUUGCUGAAGAAGCCAUCUAUGACAGUCCCCCUUCUAAAUGGCCAACCAAUGAGGAAGAGCAUGGAGUGACUGAUAGCAUCUAUGAUUUCCCAAACCCUGUGAUUAGGAAAUUGACUGAACAUAAAGUUGAAUCUCACAGCAGUAGUGAGAGGCCUGAGAGUGGUGGUCUUCUGAGUGACAUGAUUGCCUGUUUGGACAGUGAAUCUGCUGCCUGGGUCAAACCUGCUCCUUUGUGAACCUCAUGGGUGACAAGUGAGCAAGACUGAGAUGUUGAUAAACGUUUGUUGUUGCAUAAAUUUCUUCAUGAUGAAUCCUUUUUUAUUCCAAACUGUGAUCGCUCAUUAAGAUCAGUGAUUAAAUGUUUAUUGUGGAGUUUAAUGCCUCUUAUUAUUUGUCAUAAUUCAAAAUAAACAUCACUUUAAUAAAGCAACAACCUUUUCAAUACAAUGUGUAAACCUCAAAGAGUAACCUCUUUUUUCAGUUCCUUAAUCAAUGGAUAAUUGCUAUUUCUUCUCAUUUUAUUCAGUUUUACUUUUACAAAACUAUGACUGUAUAGCAAUUAUUGUUUAAAAUCAUAAUAAUUUCCCCUAUACUUACUGUCCAAUGCCAAUGCAGCCCAAAGCACAAAUUCCAAAAAAAAAGGAAAAUUGGUUAGAUGUCAUUUUUUAAUUAAUCAUUUCUAAGGUUAACAAAUAAAAGUAAAAUAAAGGUAUUAAAUACAUUUUAAGUGUGAGAAUUUUUUUGAGAAAAUAAUUUUCCAUGGCUGAAGUAACCAAAAAAUUACAAUAUUAACAUUCGGUUAUUUAUUUCCUUUCUUUUUCUGUUACGAGGUAACAAACAACAUACAUACAAACAGGGUAUGUAUCACUCUGCCCAUGUAAAUCUCAGGCCAAAUUGGCAACCCUGCUUGCGAUAUGAGAAACAGUCUCAGCUUUCAAAUUUUGUAAGUUUUAACACUAAAUUCAAACAAUUGAUACCGUUCUGGCGCACUUAAUGUGGCGUAAAAUGUAGCGCUUCAGUUGAAGCCAGAGCCGUUGAAAAACAGAGUUGCCACAAGCUUUGAUCUCUCCGGCGUCGCCGCGCGGUCACUCUCCAAACAAACCAGCCUUAACAAUCCACAAGUUUCCUACGCCCCAUGAGGCCUUGCGUCAAAAGUGGGAGUGUCUUCCGGUUCUAAACAAGCGGGACUGUCGGAGUUUUUUCGCGUCUGGAGAGCGUCAGCACUGCGGAUCAUUUCAUAUAGUUACCAGCUAACAUAAACAUUAAAGACUUGUAAAAUAAUUUUAGCUCAAAACACACUUUCAGACUGCAGCAAGUGUUUGAAAUAACUUCUGUGUGAGAUCCGAUGUAGAUUAUCAACAAAACAGAAAUAUGCGAUGCAAAAAAAUGCACGCAUUACCAUGGUAAACAUAGUAAAUAGGACCGCCUGAAACAUCAGACAAGUGAUGUAUUUAUUUAUUUACAUAUUUUAUCUGUCAAUAAGUCUCCUCUCUUUAUACCUGAUGUUCAUAUAUAGUUCUGCAUAUGUCAUAAAUCAUUAACCUAAUUUUUGUUUGGGAGGUCCCUGUUUUUCUAACUGAAAAUUAAACAAUGUAUUGGCACUGGAGAGAGUGCUAAAGCUACUCAUGGCCGUAUUUUUAAUGGAAAAUGGAAAUUUUAAUUUUUUCUAAAUGUGAUGUAGACCUAAAAUGUCUGUGACUACAAAUAAACAGAAACGGACACGACUGAAUAAUAGGCUGUGUGUGUCUUUCUUUUGUAAAAUAACGGUAAAUAUAACGGUAAAUACCACUUUAUUUCUGUGUGACUAGUUAUCAAUCCUAAAGCGCUAUA
Onychostoma macrolepis is the source of this 2616-nucleotide messenger RNA. RefSeq lists its product as uncharacterized. The transcript is spliced from 10 exons. The coding region runs from base 177 to 1022 and encodes 281 amino acids. NCBI's taxonomy places the organism in Eukaryota, Metazoa, Chordata, Actinopteri, Cypriniformes, Cyprinidae. The record is from RefSeq and is a predicted model, not a curated record.